Messenger RNA from Elaeis guineensis (African oil palm), 1891 nucleotides. RefSeq lists its product as uncharacterized. Gene Ontology annotation, biological process: lipid catabolic process. Lineage: Eukaryota; Viridiplantae; Streptophyta; Magnoliopsida; Arecales; Arecaceae. The record is from RefSeq and is a predicted model, not a curated record.
ACCCACCAACCCCACCGUCCACGUGGAAACUGCUCCCUCCCUCCCUCCUUUGUUCCUUUUCCCUUCCAGAAGGCAUCCGAAGCCAGCAGAAAACUCGCUGAUAAUAAUAAACAUCAAGCUGGUCUUUGACGGCAAGUAAGAGUGAUACCAAACCAUCCAUUCCGUUCUCGAACUGUCGCAAUCGGUAAUUGAUUCUCGUCGGUUGCGGCCAUGUCGGUGUCCUGCGGGUUAGAGUGCGUGGUCUGUCUCGGAUGCUCCCGGUGGGCGUGGAAGCGGCUGACGUACGUGGGCUCCUACGACAGUGAGUCAUGGCCGCCGGCCGCCGCCGACGAGUUCGAGCCUGUGCCCCGCGUGUGCCGCGUCAUCCUCGCCGUCUACGAGGACGACCUCGAGCACCCGCGCUUCCCUCCCGCCGGCGGCUACCGCAUGAACCCGGCCUGGGUCGCCCAGCGCGUCACCUACGACCAGACCGAGGGCCGCUGCCCGCCUUACAUCAUCUACGUCGACCACGACCACCGGGAAAUCAUCCUCGCCGUCCGCGGCCUCAACCUGGUCCGCGAGAGCGACUACAAGUUGCUCCUCGACAAUCGCCUCGGCCGCCAGAUGUUCGACGGCGGGUACGUCCACCACGGCCUCCUCAAGGCGGCCGUCUGGCUGCUCAACCGUGAGACGGAGACGUUGAGGGAGCUUCUGGUCGAACAGGGCCCCGGGUACAAGCUGGUGCUUGCCGGGCACUCGCUUGGAUCCGGGGUGGCCGCGCUGAUGACUAUACUUGUUGUGAAUCACCGGGAUCGGUUCGGGGGCAUCCCCAGGAGCCAGAUCCGGUGCUACGCCCUCGCGCCGGCUAGGUGUAUGUCGCUGAAUCUCGCCGUCAAGUACGCCGACGUCAUCCACUCCGUCGUGCUGCAGGAUGAUUUCUUGCCAAGAACUCCAACACCCUUGGAGCAUAUUUUUGAAUCAAUCUUCUGCUUGCCAUGCUUAUUAUUUUUAGUUUGCAUGAGGGAUACAUUUAUUCCAGAAAAGAGAAAGCUUAAUGAUUCAAGAAGGCUUUAUGCACCUGGUCGAAUGUAUCAUAUCAUUGAGAGAAAAUUUUGCAGAUGUGGGAGAUAUCCUCCGGAAGUAAGGACUGCCAUUCCAGUAGAAGGAAGAUUUGAACAUAUUGUGCUAUCAUGUAGUGCCACAUCUGAUCAUGCAAUUCUUUGGAUAGAACGAGAAUCACAACUGGCUUUAGACAGAAUGAAAGGAAAUGCUGGGGCCACGGUCCCACCACUGCAGCAAAAGAUGGAGAGGAAACAGAGUCUUGAACGAGAACACAGGGAUGCCCUGGAAAGAGCAGUGACCUUGAAUAUACCACAUGCUGUGCCACCAACAGAGCAACCCUCUGAUGACACUGACCCCACACCUUCGGAGAACCAGGAUGAAGCAACCUUGCACAGUAAGCAGGAUGAAGCAACCUCACACAGUAGUUCAAAAUCCGGCAGAACAAACUGGGAUGAAUUGGUGGAGAAGCUCUUCACCAGGAAUGCUUCUGGCGGCCUUGUUCUGAAGAAAGACAUCAGCAUCGAUGACCAACGUUAGAGAUUUUCUCUCUCUUUUCUAGAUGGUGAUAUUGGAGUUUGUCUUGUUCCUGUGCAUUAUAGUUGGGCGUUAUGUAACUCUUCCCUGCCUUAAAAGAAUCUGUCCUUCGAUGCUGUGAUGAGUCCAGUCUCCGGGUUUUGCUUGGUUUUCCCAAACCGAAGAGGCAGUGAUGUACAAAAUGAGUCUGUAGGCUGGUCUCAUUCAGCUCCUGUUGUCGUAUUUUGUUAGCGUGCGUGGAACAGUUAAGCAUGUGAAAAUGACUAAUUUUUCUCCAUGAUUUCAUUAAGCUAUGAAUGAUCUUUUGAUUCUUGUA